GAAUUUGAUGUACCAAAGGUAUGACACAAUCUCAAGCUACCAUUGUGAUACGAUGAGUCUCUACUGAGCUCGUCUGGGUCAGAUUUCAACGCAAUACCAACGAUCCUUCAUAAGUUUGAUAUUCGUUUCGUAACCUAUCACAGAACCUUGUCCAACUCUAAUUCGACCUGUAAAGACCCUUUUUUUUUCGGCUACCUAGGUCACCUACCAUCGCCACGACUCCCUCCCAUCUUUGACGAGUGACGACAGAACCCCACCGAAACUCCGAAACUGGGAAGGAGCCCCGCGUCACGUCCCGCUACCUACCAAGCAACAGAACAGCAACCCCACCAUACCUUACCUGCAGCAGGAACGAGUGAGCGCCUGACUAAGGUACCUACCCUACCUAACCUGGUAAGGUAUUGACAUCCAUUCAUUAUCUGGCUGGCAAUCUGAGGAAUCUCAUGAUACAAGAGGUCUUUAACUUCUCACCACUUACCUACCUACCUACUAUAACUCAGGCCGUCUCGAGCCUCUUCACUUCCUCGGCACAACGAGCUCAGUGGUCGUGUCGACUUGCCUGUUGACUAGCCCCGCGCUGCUCUGUCUACUAUCAAGUCAUCAGGCACUCAAGCUGCCAAAGCUACCAACCGUACUUGAGAUAGUUAUCGUGAAACUUGACAACCUGCAUCGCAGAGCUACAGGCACGGCAGGUUAUACACGUAAGCCACGACAGUAUAGCCCAUCAUGAGCAUGUUUCAGUCGAAGAAGCCGUUCUCGGCGGUAACUGUAACCGUUGAGAACCUUACCUCCGAAUCAUAUGAAGAGGAAGAUCUCAGCGGUAUCCCCGAGCUUGUCGAUGUCAUCACCUUACAAGCUACGGGCCCUAGUGAAGCAGCUCGAGCCAUUCGAAAGAAGCUUAAAUACGGAAAUGUCCACCGCCAGAUCCGUGCAUUGGUCAUUCUUGACGGUCUCAUCCAGAACGCUGGUGAGAGGUUCCAGCGAACCUUUGUGGAUGAGCCCUUGCUUGAACGUCUGCGUGUUUGUGGUACAUCUGACCUGUCUGAUGUUGCAGUGAAGAAUAAGUGUAGGGAACUCUUUCGCUCAUGGUCACAGUAUGCUGGCAGGCCAGGUCUAGACAGUCUCGCGCGACUUCACAGGGAACUUCCCAAAAGAAAGCAAGCCGUUACACAGGAGAGAUCUCGAGUCCUCCGGGAGACGGAGGAAAAUCCAUUUGUCGACGACGAACAAGAAGCGGCGGCAAAGGCGGCCCGUGAUGCACGGAACGCUUCAGGCCCUUCGAGCUCAACCCCAGCAUCUGGUUCAACAUUCGGACAUUCUUCUACCAAAUCUUCCUCAGGGUCCAGUGCUUUCUUCGGUAGCUCUAGAGACAAGAAGAAGGAGAAAGAGAAGGACAAGGCCAAGGGGAAGCGGAAGCCUUUCAACCUUGAGGCCGAGAAGGAGCAAAUGAAGUCUGUCAUUGCUGACUCCUCCAUCGCAGCAACGAACUUGAUGAAUGCGCUUCAAAGCAUUAACCGUGAGGUGGAGCGUAUUUCAGAGAACCAGACGGCAGUGGAGCGCUUUGAAGCCUGUAAGCUUCUUCGACGCAAAGUACUUCGAUAUGUCCAUCAUGUUGAGGAAGAGCAGUGGCUCGGAGGAUUGCUUCAUGCUAAUGAUGAGCUUGUCCAUGCCCUCAUGUCUUUCGAACAGUUCGAUCGUUCGAUUGACGCGGACAGUGAUUCGGAUGACGAACUUGCCGAGCAAGCUCAUCUUUAUCGAAUGGCUACGAUUAAAGGCAAAGAGGCCAUGGCCAAGGCUGCCUCUCAGUCUCCAACCGCCUCGCAGCCUCCAGACCUCUCCGAGCUAAACAUUUCGACACCCGUUCAUGCAGCUCCUCCUCGGCCACCCCCCAUGUCCAAACCUCACUCAAACCCUCACCCUCAACCCCCAAGGCCAGUUGCAGCUCCGCAAGAUGAAGAGGACGAAGACGAUCCUUUCGGCGAUUCUCAUGCACUCGAGACACCUAUGCACGAGCGUGAUCAGCCUAAGUGGUAGACAUGGGGUCUAGAGACUACGUCAAGUCACGGCAAGCACAUAGUCCUUUAUAAAGCGAGCAGAUACCAGCGCGAUUCAGUCUGUUUCUUUAUCGAAUGUAAAGUCUUUUAUUCAUCUCCCAGAAAGUGAUUUCUCCUUGAAUGGACUGAACAGUCACAUACAGCUGUCACCAGUACACCUGUACUAAGUCUAGGGUAUGUGGAAAACGACGUGGGUGAUACUGUCAAACCACAAAUCUGAUGUUUGAUAAAAAUAUACGUAGUCAGUUAAUUCAAAAUGGUAUAUCGAUCU
Messenger RNA from Fusarium verticillioides 7600, 2325 nucleotides. RefSeq lists its product as hypothetical. The record is from RefSeq and is a predicted model, not a curated record. The coding region runs from base 727 to 2034 and encodes 435 amino acids. The transcript has 5 exons. Gene Ontology annotation, cellular component: actin cortical patch. Lineage: Eukaryota; Fungi; Ascomycota; Sordariomycetes; Hypocreales; Nectriaceae. Gene Ontology annotation, biological process: actin filament organization; actin cortical patch localization; endocytosis. Gene Ontology annotation, molecular function: phosphatidylinositol binding; ubiquitin binding.